AGACUGUUUGGCAACAUAUAAAAGAGUGGAUUUUAUUUGUAUUAAUGGCAGAGGUCAAAGGGCAGUUGCCAGCAUGGCCUAAGAUAAAGUCUCUGUUUAUGAUAGGUUAAUGAUCCACAUGUGUUCUGGUUCAAUGAAACCAAAGUCAGUGAGGAGAACAGGGCGACAGAGGUCAGCAGCUCAGCCACGAAGGCCUUCAAUUAAACACCUCAGGAGCACUUUCACUUUCUGGAAAAGUUAUGUACUUUAAGGCAUUGACUCUUGGGUUCAUCCUAAUGCAAGUUUGCAUGCCAACUGUGGCCCAGACUCCAACAGAACAACCCGACUCUCCAGGAAUACUAAGCAGGCUUGCAGAGAGAGCCAGGCAAGCCAGAACUAGAUUUCAGGCUCUUGGGGCGACGGCGCUCGGCUUCGCUGGUGCUUAUUAUGAGGAUCACAUCCAGCCUGUGACUGACAGCUAUGUGGAGUGGGCCUCCAAUGUCAGAAGUUCCCUGCAGGAGAGGAUUCAGACGGCGGUGGAAAAUUACAUGCCAUUUAGGAAUUGAUCAACCCCGUCUGACCCAUUUCAGCCAAAAAGUAAACAUCAGCAUUCAAAUAAAAAUGCUGCAGCUUCUUGUGUCUUGAUGUUUGCUUCUUAUUAAAUGUGAUAAAAUAAAGAAAAAUCAGAGUAAAAUG
Oryzias melastigma (Indian medaka) is the source of this 675-nucleotide messenger RNA. RefSeq names its product apolipoprotein C-IV (gene apoc4). The coding region runs from base 240 to 545 and encodes 101 amino acids. The record is from RefSeq and is a predicted model, not a curated record. Lineage: Eukaryota; Metazoa; Chordata; Actinopteri; Beloniformes; Adrianichthyidae. The transcript is spliced from 4 exons.